This is a messenger RNA of Clupea harengus (Atlantic herring), 9552 nucleotides long. RefSeq names its product teneurin-3. Gene Ontology annotation, cellular component: neuron projection; membrane. The record is from RefSeq and is a predicted model, not a curated record. NCBI's taxonomy places the organism in Eukaryota, Metazoa, Chordata, Actinopteri, Clupeiformes, Clupeidae. Gene Ontology annotation, biological process: neuron development; heterophilic cell-cell adhesion; signal transduction. Gene Ontology annotation, molecular function: protein homodimerization activity; cell adhesion molecule binding; protein heterodimerization activity.
GCUGUUGCUGCUGCCGACAUACAGUGUGCUUGCCACCAGCCGAACUCCUACGUGUCAGACGCUGUCGCGUUUUCACCGCCACUGAUCCCCCACGCAAUGCUGGGUUACGCAGUGUGUUUGAAUGUGUGAGCGUGUGUGUGUGUGCCUGUGUCCGUGGGUGAUGCGCUGUGUUUAACGCUGGAAUCUGUUGGGCGUUAGAGGCUGAAGAAGGCUGAAUGCGGUUUUUUUUGUCUUUGUCCUCGGCAAGUCCAUCGUUGAUUGACCCGCUCACCAAGUUUGGAUAUUUGAAGACAAAGUUUGGGUCUGGCUCAAGGGCGAUGGGAUUGUGAAAUCAGACCAGACCAGGUGGUUGGCAGUCUAGGCGGGGCAGGCGGUGCCUACAGCAGUCUUCAGAGCCGGGCCGUCACAGCAUGUAGCCAGGCAUGGAGGCCAAGGAGCAGCGGACCUACAGCUCCCUCGCCCGCGGGCGCCGGGAGCGGGGGAGAGACGGAGGAGCGUCGGAGCGCGACGGAGAAAGGGAGGCGGAGAGAGAGCGGGAGAGGGAGCGAGAGAUGGAGAGAGAGAGGGAGAGGAGAGGGAGACGGAGGGCUACGGGGAGCGCCGGCACGCGUCGGCCUCGUCGGCGGUCCUCACGCAGAAGUCGUACAGCUCGAGCGAGACGCUUCGCGCCCUGGAGCACACGGAGCCCUCCGCACACACCCUCUACCCGCCGCGACACCGCAUGCCAGACAUGGUGCCCCGCGACAGAGAGGCGUACCGGGGCACGGCCCAGACCCUGUCGCUGAGGCAGCUUGGGAUAUGUAACCCUGCUCCUCGGAGGGGGCUGAGCUUCUGCGCCGAGACCGGCCUAUCACACGAGAGGGCCGGGGCAGACCACUCCCAGGGCGGGCUCCCGGCGGACUGUGCCAUCCGUCUGUGGGGCAGGGGGAGCCUGAAACCCCGCGGUCCCGUGUCCCACCUGUCCAUCCGCUCCAACUCUGCUCUCACGCUCACCGACACCGAACAGGACAACAAGUCGGACAACGAAUGCGAACUGUUGUCCAGCCAGCAGAGCCCGCCCCCUCUGCCUGCAGCCUCUCACCAGCACAAGCAGACGCCGUCAAUCACUUCGCUCAACCACACGCUGGCCAAUCAGACGACAGAGCUUCAGAGCGCCUCAGAAUGUGUUCAGCUGCAGGAGAACUGGGUGCUUGGCAGCAAUGUGGCCCUGGAGAGCAGACACUUCCUGUUUAAGACGGGCACUGGCACCAACUCUCUGUUUGCGGCAGCAUCCCCUGGAUACACCAUGGCAACAGGGUCGGUAUACUCGCACCCGGCCCGUCCGUUGCCGAGGAACACCCUCUCCAGGGGGGCGUUCAAGUUCAAGAAGUCGCCCAAGUACUGCACCUGGAAAUGUACUGCCCUCAGUGCAGUAGGAGUGGCCAUCCUGCUGACAGUCAUCCUCUGCUACUGCAUAGCCAUGCAUCUGUUGGGCUUGAACUGGCGUCUACGCGACACGGAGACCCAUGCCUUUGAGAACGGACGCUCCAGGGCAGUUCCCACGCCCACCGCUGCUGUGUUGACGCUAACAUCUCCAGACAGGGGUCGGACAGGUGUGCCUCCUCAGCAGGAGAACGUGACCUUGGACACGGGUCAGGUGGGGUUGGGGCAGAGGGCCGGACAGGCCGUCCCCCCUGGAGUCUUCUGGCGCUCGCGAUUGGUCAUGGAGGAGCCCAACUUCCUCAAAUUCAACAUCUCCAUCCAAAAGAACGCCCUGAUCGGGGUCUAUGGGAGGAAGGGCCUGCCUCCAACACACACACAGUAUGACUUUGUGGAGUUGCUGGACGGCAGCAGACUGAUAGUCCCAGAGGAGCGCCCCCAGACCGUGCCUGAGCUCAGGGACGCUGUGGAGCGGCCGGUGGCAAUGCACGAGGCCGGCUUCUUCCACUACCUGGACUCAGGUGUGUGGCACCUGGCCUUCUACAACGAUGGACGCACCUCAGAACAGGUGUCCUACAGGACUAACGUACUGGACGCGGUGAUGGAGUGUCCGUUUAACUGUAAUGGCAAUGGGGAGUGUCUCUCUGGCACAUGUCAGUGUUUCCCAGGAUUCCUUGGGCCCUACUGUUCAAGAGCGGCGUGUCCUGUUCUGUGCAGUGGCAAUGGGCAGUACACAAGGGGGCGCUGUGAGUGUCACAGCGGGUGGAAGGGCACAGAGUGUGACAUUCCCGGCAGCCAGUGUGUUGACCUGCUGUGUGGGGGUCACGGUGUGUGUGUGCGUGGCUCCUGUGUGUGCAACACCGGCUACAAAGGCGAGGGCUGCGAUCAAGUGGACUGUUUGGACCCGACCUGCUCUGGCCAUGGGCUGUGUCUGCACGGACGGUGCCACUGUGCACCAGGCUGGAGUGGACCCGGCUGCCAGGCGAAGUCCAGUACCUGUCCCGCAGACUGCUCUGGACACGGAACAUACCAGAUGGAGACGGAAACAUGCAUCUGUGAACCGGGGUACACUGGAUCAGACUGCUCCUCAGAGGUGUGUGUCAUAGACUGCGCCCCGCACGGUGUGUGUGUUGGGGGUUCGUGCCACUGUGAGGAGGGCUGGCGUGGGCUGCGGUGUGACGAGCAGGAGUGUGAUCCUCCCUGCGGCGAGCACGGAGUGUGUCGUGACGCGAUGUGUGAGUGCCGCCCAGGCUGGGCUGGUGAGAGCUGCAGCAUCGCUCACUAUAUGGACAAGGUUGUCAAAGACAAGAUAGGAUACAAAGAUGGUUGCCCGGGGCUGUGCAACAGUAACGGCCGCUGCACGCUGGACCAGAGUGGCUGGCACUGCCUCUGCCAAGUCGGGUGGAGGGGCGCCGGGUGCGAUGUCGCCAUGGAGACCAUCUGCGCAGAUGGCAAAGAUAACGAAGGAGACAGUCUUGUGGACUGCAUGGACCCUGACUGCUGUCUGCAGAGCUCCUGUCAGGCGUCACCCUUCUGCCGCGGUUCCCCCGACCCCCGCGGCCUUGUGGGAGAUCAGCAGAGCCCCGCACCCCAGAGCUUCUACCAGCGCGUCAGCUUUCUGGUUGGCCCUGGUGGAAGCCACACCCUUCCUGGAGACAACCCGUUCAACAGCAGUUUUGUGACUGUUAUUCGAGGUCAGGUGUUGACGAUGGAUGGAACCCCAUUGAUUGGAGUGAAUGUCUCUUUCCCCCACCUGCCGGAGGACGGAUACACCAUCACACGCCAGGAUGGCACGUUUGACUUGCUGGCCAAUGGCGGGGCUUCGCUGGUGCUGAGAUUUGAGCGUCCUCCGUUCGCCUCCCUGUGGCGUUCCGUCUGGGUUCCCUGGAAUGUGUUCCAUGUGAUGGAGCCACUAGUGAUGCACCAUGACACCAAGGACACGCCCAUCUGUGACCUGAGUGGACUAGAGCGGCCACGCCCCCGCCUCACUGCCACUCCUCUUUCCAUAUUCUUUAGCGCCUCCCCCGAAGCCAGCCCUAUUGUACCUGAGACUCAGGUCCUGCAUGAGCAGACUCGUCUCCCGGGGAGUGAGCUGAGACUGGUGUACCUGAGCUCACGGGCGUCUGGCUACAAGCCGGUGCUGAAGGUGACCUUGACCCAGGCAGCCGUGCCCUUCGGCCUCUCCAAGGUGCACAUGAUCCUGUCUGUGGAGGGGAGAAUGCUCCAGAAGUGGUUUCCUGCCUCGCCCAACCUCUCCUACACGCUUCUGUGGGAUAAGACUGACGCCUACGGCCAGAGGGUGUAUGGCUUAGGCAGCGCUGUAGUGUCAGUGGGCUUUGAGUACGAGGCGUGUCUGGGUGUGAUUCUGUGGGAGAAGAGAAGUAUCGCUCUGCAGGGGUACCAGCUGGACUCCUCCAGCAUGGGGCUCUGGACGUUGGACAAACAUCACGCUCUGGACGUAAGCAACGGUAUCCUGUUCAAAGGCAGCGGCGAGCAGCGGCUGCUCUCUCUGCUGCCCCCUGUCAUCGCCACGGUGAUGGGCAACGGGCGGCGGCGCAGCAUCUCCUGCCCCAGCUGUAAUGGGCAGGCGGAGGGCAACAAGCUUCUUGCCCCCGUGGCUCUGGCCUGGGGCCUGGACGGCAGCCUCUACGUGGGGGACUUCAACUACAUCAGACGCAUUUACCCCUCCAGGAACGUCAGCAGCAUCAUGGAGCUCAGGAAUAAAGACUUCAGGCACAGUAACAACCCUGCCCACCGUUACUAUCUGGCCACUGACCCGGUCACAGGGCAGCUGUACGUCUCGGACACCAACUCGCGCCGCAUCUACAGGCCGCGGGCCCUAGGGGGCAGCGUGGAGCCCCAGCAGAACGUGGAGGUGGUGGUGGGCACGGGGGAGCACUGUCUGCCCUUCGACGAGGCCCACUGCGGGGACGGAGGACCGGCUACAGACGCUUCGCUCGCUGGACCCAAAGGCAUCGCUGUGGACAAGAAUGGAUUGAUCUAUUUUGUUGAUGGAACAGUGAUCCGAAAAGUGGACAAGACAGGGGUCAUCUCUACAGUAAUGGGAUCCAAUGACCUUGCCUCUGCUCGACCCCUGGUGUGUGAUGCUGCAAUGGACAUCCAUCAGGUUGUGCUGGAGUGGCCCACUGACCUGGCCAUAAACCCUGUUGAUAACUCCUUGUACGUGCUGGACGGGAACCUGGUGCUGCGUGUGUCUGAGGGGGGCCAGACCAGUGUGGUGGCAGGGAGACCGCUGCACUGCCCGGGGCCCCUGCAGGGCCUGAAGCCCACGGAGAUCCAGAUGGCCGCCCACACCACCUUGGACAGCCCCAGCGCCAUCGCCGUGUCCUACGCCGGCGAGCUCUUCAUCGCCGAGACCGACGAGAAGAAGAUGAGCCGCAUUCAGCGCGUGUCCGCCGACGGGGAGAUCACGCACCUGGCCGGGGCGCCCUCCGAGUGCGACUGCAGGAACGACGUCAACUGCGACUGCUACCUGACAGGAGACGGCUACGCUAAAGACGCGCGUCUCAAUGGGCCGUCUUCCAUCGUUUCCGCGCCAGAUGGCACCCUGUACGUGGCCGACCUCGGAAACAUCCGGAUAAGAGCCAUCGGGCGGACCCGCCCUCCGCUCAACGCCGCCAGCUUGUAUGAAGUGGCAUCUCCUGAGUCAGAGGAACUCUACCUGUUCAACACCAACGGAACACACCGUCACACGCUCAACCUUGUCACGGGAGACUACAAGUACAACUUCACCUAUGACAACAAGGCUGACCUCACUGGGGUGAUCGAUUGCCAUGGGAACACACUCCGAAUCAGACACGAUGCCAGCCAAGUGCCUGUCCGGCUCAUCACCCCUGACAACCAGGUGAUCUGGAUGGCUGUGGACGCACAAGGAGAUCUGAGGUCCCUUACAGCGCAGGGGCACGAGCUAGUUCAGUUUACUUACCAUGGCAAGAGUGGUCUCCUGGCAACCAAGACCACCACCAAUGGCUGGACCACGUUCUUUGAAUAUGACACGGAGGGAAAGCUCUACAACGCCACUUUCCCCACUGGUGUUGUGACUAAUCUUCGUGGCGACAUGGAGACAGACUUCACCGUCACCGUGACAACCUCAGGCCAGGAGGACGAUGCGAGCAUCUCUGCCAACCACACGUCCAUCCAGGCAGUUUUCACUCUGUCUCAGGAUCAACUGAGGAACAGCUAUGUGCUCGGAUACGACCGAUCCCUCAGGAUCCUCUACGCUAAUGGCAUGGACUCCCACUACCAGACCGAACCCCACAUCCUGGCGGGCCCUUCGUGUCCAAUCGUGGCACGCCGGAACAUGACGCUGCCCAGUGAGAGUGGGCAGAAUCUGGUUGAGUGGCGCUUCCGGAAGGAACAGACGAGGGCAAAGGUCACAGUGUUCGGAAGGAAGCUACGGGUGAAUGGCCGUAACAUUCUGUCAGUGGAUUACGAUCGCCUCUUGCGGACGGAGAGAAUCUAUGACGACCACCGUAAGUUCCUGCUGAAGAUCCUGUACGACACGGCUGGCCAGCCUGUGCUGUGGACCCCCAGCAGUAAGCUUCUACCAGUCAACAUUACUCGCACCAGCGGUGGGCUCAUCAGCGCCCUCCAGUGGGGAUCAGAGGCAGAGCGGGUAGAGUACGACAGCCAGGGACGGUUGGUCACCAGAGAGUUCCCUGAUGGCAAGACCUGGACCUACACUUACAUGGAGGAGGCUGUGGUGCUGCUCUUAGCCAGCCAGCGGCAGUAUGUCUUUGAGUACGAUGCCCACGGGCUCCUGUCCGGCGUCACCAUGCCCAGUUUGGCGCGUCACACUAUGCACACGGUCCGCUCUCUCGGGUACUACAGCAACCUCUACCAUCCACCAGAGAGCAACGCCUCGGUGGCCAUUGACUAUCGAGAGGACGGCCUCCUCUUAAGAGUGGCCCAUCAUGGAACGGGCCGUCGGGUUCUGUACCGGUACCGAAGGCAGAACAAAUUAUCUGAGGUUCUGUACGACAGCACCAAAGUCACCUUCACCUUUGACGAGACAGCUGGCGUGCUGAAGACCAUCAAUUUGCAGAACGAGGCGUUCAUCUGCACUAUCCGCUACAGACAGCUGGGGGCGCUAGUGGACCGGCAGAUCUACCGCUUCAAUGAGGAGGGCAUGGUGAAUGCCCGCUUCGACUAUGCCUACGAUGGGAGCCUUCGCGUGGCCAGUGUUCAGGGAGUCAUCAAUGAGACUCCACUCCCCAUUGACCUCUACCAAUAUGACGACAUCUCAGGGAAGCUGGAGCAAUUUGGCAAGUUUGGCGUGAUCUACUACGACAUCAACCAGAUCAUCUCCACCUCCGUCAUGACCUACAGCAAGCACUUCGAUGGCCACGGGAGGGUCAAAGAGAUCCAGUACGAGAUGUUCCGGACGGUGAUGUACUGGAUCGCCUUCCAAUACGACGCUGCGGGCCGAAUUGUGAAGAAGGAGAUGAAAAUCGGGCCGUACGCCAACUCCACUAAGUAUACCUACGAGUAUGACGUGGAUGGUCAGCUUCAGAUGGCGUCUCUGAACGACCGUGUGUCGUGGCGAUACAACUACGACCUGAACGGAAACCUCCACCUCCACUCCAGCCCUCGGCUAACCCCUUUGCGUUAUGACCUCCGAGACCGAAUCACGCGCCUGGGAGACCUCCAGUACCAGCUGGAUGAGGAUGGCUUCCUGCGCCAGCGAGGCUCAGAGAUCUUUGAGUAUAACUCCAAAGGCCUCCUAGAGCGAGUCUACAGCAAAUCCCUGGGCUGGAGUGUCCGGUACCGCUACGACGGACUGGGUCGCCGGGUCUCCUCCAAGGCCAGCGGGGGCCAGCACCUGCAGUAUUUCUACGCAGACCUGACCUACCCAAGCCGGAUCACACACGUGUACAACCACAGUAGCAUUGAGAUCACUUCGCUGUACUACGACCUGCAGGGCCACCUGUUCGCCAUGGAGAUGAGCAGCGGCAAGGAGUUCUACAUUGCCUGCGACAACACGGGCACGCCAUUGGCCAUCUUCAGCAGCGAGGGCCUCCUCCUGAAGCAGGUGCAGUACACGGCCUACGGGGAGGUGCACCUCGACUCCAACCCCGACCUACAGCUCCCGCUAGGCUUCCACGGGGGCUUGUACGACCCUCUCACCAAGCUGGUCCAUUUUGGCGAGCGGGACUUUGACAUCAUGGCAGGCCGCUGGACCACUCCGUGUCCCACCACUCUUAAAGACGUGGGGAAGGACCCCAGGCCUUUCAACCUGUACAUGUUCAGGAACAAUGACCCCAUCAGUCAAGGACACAAUGUACGGAAGUAUGUCACAGAUGUAAACACCUGGCUGGUAACCUUUGGCUUUCACCUGCACAACACCAUACCUGGUUUUCCUGCCCCCAAGUUUGACAUCAACAAUCCUUCAUAUGAACUGAUAAAGAGCCAGAUUUGGGAUGACCUCCCGCCUGUCUUUGGGAUGCAGCAGGACGUUAUCAGGCAAGCCCAGGCCUUCCUGUCGUUCAGACGUCUGCCUGAGGUGCAGUUCGGCCCAACCCCACACACAGAGAGGCCGUGGCUGUGGUUUGCCCCAAGCACGUCCCUGGUUGGACGGGGCGUCAUGUUAGCCGUUAGCCGAGGCAAAGUGGUGGUGACCCACACACUUAGCACCUCCAGCGAGGACUGCAUCAAGCUGGCCUCUGUACUCAGUGGCGCCAUCUACCUGCAGGACCUGCACUACAUGCUGGACAGCUGCGACACGCACCACUUUGUGAAGCCGGGUGCAGCUGACAGCGACCUGGCCGUGCUACAGCUCACAACCGGCCGGCGGGUACUAGAGAAUGGCGUCAACGUGAGCGUGUGGCAGUCGACGGCGGUGGCGGGCGGGCGGACGCGGCGCCUGGUGGACGUGGAGCUGCGGUGUGGGACUCUGGCACUGCACCUGCGCUACGGCACCACGCAGGACGAGGAACGCGAGCGCAUUCUGGAGCUGGCCCGCCAGAGGGCGCUAGUGAGCGCCUGGGCCCGCGAGCAGCAAAGAGUCAGGGAUGGAGAGGACGGCGCUCGCCCCUGGACCGAGGGAGAGAAACGACAGCUACUGAGCGGAGGGAAGGUGCCUGGGUAUGAUGGGUACUAUGUACUCUCCGUUGAGCAGUACCCGGAACUAGCCGACAGCCCCAACAACAUCCAGUUCCUCCGGCAAAAUGAGAUUGGCAAGAGGUAACACACAGUUCCCUUCAGCUUCCUGAAGACAAAGCCAACGGAGACUUUAAUGCUGAGGUAACACAAGAUCGCUGGAGGCAGUGGAUGCUGUGGAUUUUAUUAUAGUCACAGCAUGAGCAAGUCUAAUAAAAUGACAAGAGCAGAGACAAGUGGACCAUUUCUGUGCUUUUUUUUUGCAAGUGAUGAACACAGCUCUGCUUUGAUAUCGGAGUGCUAAAAUGUGAACAAGAACUUGUAGCUGUAUGAGGGAUUGAGGGAGCAAAGUGGACUAAGGACUCAUGAACCUCCUUUAAAUUGGGUGCAGUAAUGUAAUAAUGAUGGGAGCAGUAAACGGUCAUGUUUGGGUUAUUCCCUUGUAAAAAUGGCUGGCGUGACAUGCAGUACAACACUGGAGAUUAUUUUUACUCAAAGGGAGGUGCAAGUCGGCGAAUAUAGACCAACGCUGUGCGUUGUGCCACAAUAUAUAAUCUGUAAUUGUAUGAAGCCUUGCCAAGGCAAGAGUCUCAACAGCACAACUUCAUAAGCCUGAAUCAUCACCGUCACAAGCAAACUAAUGUACAGUGGAAAUAAUUUAUAAAAUAGUUUCUAUCUCCUUUAUUUAUUUGUCUAUUUAUUUGUUUGUUUGUUCAUUUGUUUAGUUAGUUUGUUUAAGUACAGUAGUCAUUGGAAACUAUCUGAAAACUACAUGGGCAUGAACAAAAGAGCAGUCACUCCCCUCUGAGUGUUACGGAGUUUGAAGGCAAGCAUAUUCAAAAGUACAGGAUGUAAUUGAGUGUGUGAAUAGUAUGAAAUUGUCACUUUGUAUCUGCUGUAAAUGUGUGUUUCUAAAGCGUCGAGCUACAGGUGAAAAAGACAAUCCUACAAAGUCUACUGUGGAAAGAAAAAAAUAAAAUAAAACAUACAACCACUACCACCAACUACAAAGAA